UUACCACUUGUCUACUACAGAUUACCUUCUGUUUUAGAUGUUCUGUGGCACCACUUUCCAAUACAGGGUGCAUCAGAAAACCUGAUCAUGUCAUUAGAGCGAGUUGAAUGAAAACAAAGGUGUCCUCUGUUGAAGCAGUUGGAGCGUUUGACAGCACUUGUAUCAGUCAGUUGACGUUUUAAAAUGGCUGAGUUACUAUCUGUUCCGUUAAAAAAGCCUUCAGAAGUUGAUCUUGUGAAACCGUUAAAAAAUCUAAUUCAAUCGAGAUACAGUACCGCCGAUAAACCUGAGGAUUAUUCCGAUGCCAUAAAUGAAUUAUCAAAGCAAAGAAACACCGCUAUUUGGAAGGUAUUUGAAAAAUAUGAGAGUUCACUGGAAAUUAUUUAUGGGUAUUACGAUCAAAUUGUCGCGUUAGAAAGCAAAAUACCAGCCCAAGAGUUGCAGGUGCCAUUCAAAUGGAAGGAUGCUUUUGAUAAAGGGUCAAUAUUUGGUUCAAGAAUUAGCCUGACUGUUUCCUCAUUAAGUUAUGAAAAAGUUUGUGUAUUGUUCAACAUUGCGGCUUUACAAAGUGCUGUUGCUGCCCAGCAGAGCAUUGAAAAUGAUGAUGGACUCAAACUGGCAGUUAAAUUGUUACAGCUUUCAUCCGGUAUCUUUCAACACUUGAAAAACCAUGUCAUGUUGUUAAUUCAACAAGAUCCUACUCCAGAUUUGAACCCAGACACCUUGGGUGCCCUGUCCUCUCUGAUGCUUGCCCAGGCUCAAGAAAUGUUUGUCCAUAAAGCAAUACAUGAUAAUAUGAAGGAUUCAAUAGUCGCCAAAUUAGCGUCAGCCUGUGAAGAUUUGUAUGCAGAAUGUCUUAAAACAUUUCAAAGAGAAAAUUUGAAGAGUAUUUGGGAAAAGGACUGGGUUCCAAUGAUUGCAGGAAAGCAAGCUGGUUUUAGUGCCAUUGCAGAGUUUUACCAAAGUCUUAUUUGUAAAAAUGAAAAGCUCAUUGGCGAAGAAAUUUCUAGAUUGACGCGAUCAGUAGAACUCUUUAAAGCGGCCCAACAAAGAUCUGGCAGACCAAAUUUGUUUGAAGAAUUAUGUGAUAAAGCUGAGAGAAAUCUGACUUCAGCAAAAAAAGAUAAUGAUUUUAUCUACCAUGAAAGAAUUCCAGAUAUCAAAUCUGUUGAGCCAAUAGGAAAAGCACAACCAGCUAAGGCUUUGCCAGUGCCCCAUCCAAUGAGUCAAGGUUUCAGAGACUUAUUCUCCGAGUUGGUGCCUGUUGGAGUCCACCAAGCAUUGGCUGCUUAUGAUGUGAGAAAAACGGAGAUCGUCAAUACAGAGAUCACCCGUCUUAGGGAGUCUACACAGGAGCUUAAUGGACUGUUAGCAAGCAUGAAUUUGCCAGCUGCCAUUGAAGUUACAGAUUCUGCAAGUGGAUUGCCACCAUCCAUUUUGGAAAAAGCUAACAUGGUUAGCCAAUUGGGAGGCAUAAAUGAAUUGCAAAGGAUAUCUUCAGAGUUGCCUGAUCUUCUAAAGAGAAAUCAGGAUAUUUUGGAUGAGACGGAUCGAAUGUUGAACGAAGAAAAGCAGGCAGAUGAUUCGCUCAGACAGCAGUUCAAGGCCCAAUGGACACGCACCCCGUCCGAAAAACUUACGGAUAUGUUCCGCAAUAACAUUGCUAAAUACAGACAGAUAAUCAACAACGCUGUCGAAGCGGAUAAGGUGGUACGUCAGAAAUUUGAGUCGAACCGCAAUGGCAUCCAAAUUCUGAGCAAACCUCCCGCCGAGAUUGAGGCUGCUUUGCCACAUGGACCAUCAGGAAAUGUGGAGAAUUCUUCUGCUGUAGUCGCCCUCAGACAACUAAUGGAAGAGGUGGAGACAAUCAAAGCAGAACGUGAUGUUAUAGAAUCAGAGCUUAAGAGUGCAACAACUGAUAUGAAAGAUGUAUUUUUGACAGCCUUGGCAAAAGAUGGUGCGAUCAGCGAAGCUCCUAUAUCAGUAGAAACUCUUGGCAGGGUCUAUGGACCUCUGCAGAAACAGGUCGCUGAAAGCAUUGAAAAACAAGCUAGUUUGAUAAGUAGGAUUAGGGAGGCCCAUGCCCAGUUCACUCAGGAAAGUGGCUCCACUGCUGGAGGUAGAGAGACGAUGAUGUGUGAACUAGCAGCCGCCCAUGAUGCUUUCAGGGACUUGCUCAAUAAUUUGAAGGAGGGCACCAAAUUUUAUAAUGACUUGACACAACUUCUGGUAACUUUCCAAAACAAAGUCUCAGACUUUACCUUCGCAAGGAAAACAGAAAAGGAAGAACUUCUUAAAGAUUUAACUCAACAGACUAGUAGAGCUGGUCCAGCCCCAACUCCAACACAACCCUCAUACCACUCAGGGAGCCAGGAUGGACAACCGAGUACACCUUCAGUUCCAAGUUCAGCGCCUAGUCCUGCGACAACCACUAGUGGGUCAUUGCCAUACCCCGUUUAUGUGCAAGGCAUGCCGGUGCCGUAUGGCGCUUCAGGUUCCGCUCCUUACCCGUCAUACGUUCCACCGCCAAUGCCCCAAGGCUACAAUCCAUACGGAACGAUGCCCUAUCCGUCUACCUACCAGUAUCCUGGAGGGUUCCCACAGAAUCCAGGACAAUUUCCACAGGGUUAUCAACAACCUCCUCCAGGUUCUUAUCCACCACAGCAAGGGCAUCCCAAUUAUCCACCACAAAAUCCGUGGUAAAUGGCAUUUAUAUGUUAACUGUUAUUCGCUUUUAUGUUGUAUUAUAUUCAAUCAAAUUUAACUUUAAAUUACUUAUGCUUUAGAACAAGUUAUUAUCAAUAUAUCAUGUAGAAAUAUAAAUUGUUGUACUAAUAUAUAGUGCCUCUUAAUCUUUAUAUAUUUUGCAUUACGACGAAUAAAUUUUAUUAACGUUUAAGUUUUA
Messenger RNA from Aethina tumida (small hive beetle), 2905 nucleotides. RefSeq names its product programmed cell death 6-interacting protein (gene ALiX). The transcript has 16 exons. Gene Ontology annotation, biological process: mitotic cytokinesis. NCBI's taxonomy places the organism in Eukaryota, Metazoa, Arthropoda, Insecta, Coleoptera, Nitidulidae. The record is from RefSeq and is a predicted model, not a curated record. Gene Ontology annotation, cellular component: endosome. Gene Ontology annotation, molecular function: protein binding. Bases 184 to 2703 code for a protein of 839 amino acids.